CAUCGGUGCUGUCCAGCAACGUAAAGAGACACCGUCCGCUUCGAUAUCUCGGCAUCGUAUCUAACCACUAUUGCUAUAGGCAACAAGGCACCUAAUGGAUGUCAAAGAUGUCUCAGACGUCGGCCAAUACAGCGCCCUCCUGGCCCAGAUCACCAAUGCCACCGAACAGGCAAAGCUGAGGAAAGGGCAGAAGCCGCGAGAUCUCCGUUCCCGAACCUCGCUCGUGUCCGAUUUCAUGUCCAAGAGGGACCAAAGAGUGCAGGUCAUGUCAGAGAAUCCGGCCCGGCAUAUGAUUUCUACGUCGCAAGUUCCUUAUCCUUACCCUCCUAGCGUUCGUCUCGUCGACGACCUCCAGCCCAUCAUGAUAUCGCAGAUGAGGCUCGAGGAGCAUCACCGAGGCAAGAAAGUUCUUCUUCGCGUCAUAACGCCUUCCGAUAGAAUAACAGCCGUCAUGGCCAUCGCCGAAGACGAGGAGGGCACUGUGAUGAUGAUCCAGCUUUACAAUCAGCCAGAAGAGGAGGACGUGAAGCAUGAGGAGAUUGUCAAGCCCCAGAGCGUCUGCGUCAUUAAGGAGCCAUUUCUGAAGUGCACCACCGACGGCUUCUACGGUUUGAGGGUUGACCACGUCAGCGACAUCGUCUGGCUGCCGGACGACGAUGAUCGCGUCCCGCCCAGAUGGAGGAAACCAAUACACGAAAGCAACGGCGAUUCCACGCAGAUUCGGACGCUGGGGAAUUCGGCCGUCAAGGCUGCGAACUGGGCGGGCGCGGAACACUGGUACUCGCUGGCCAUCCGCGCUGCCACGACACCUGAGCAGAGGCAACUGGCCCACCUCAACCGCUCGUUCGCAAACCUCAAACUCGGGCGGCCAGAAAAGGCUUUGCAAGAUGCGUUAAAGGGUAGACAAGACGGGAGCCCUUCCGAAAAAGCCCUCUUUCGGGAAGCGAAAGCAUUAUACGCCCUCGGACAGUUCAAGUCUUGCCUGGACAGGCUGCAGACCCUCAUCACUUCCUAUCCCGGGAACCACGAAGCACGGCAGGAGAUCGAGAGGGUCCAAGAGAGGAUCCAGGAGCAAGAAACGGGAGUGUAUCGGUUCCGGAGAAUGCACAAUCAAGCCAAGGCUACGCCCCCCAUCAUCGACUGCGCGACAUACGUCGGGCCCGUCGCCGUACGUGCCUCGCCCGGGUGCGGCAGGGGGCUCUUCACGACCAAGCCCGUUAAAGUGGGCGACUUAUUGUUCUGCGAAAAGGCAUUCGCCUACACCUACGCUGGGGACGAUGACCCCGCCGGCCUCCGCGCCCAGAGGGUCCUGAUGAACCUCUCGACCAAAAGGGUCACCAUGGGGGGACAGGCGCAUCUAAUCACCCAGACCGUCCAGAAACUUUACCACAACCCUCAAAUGGCGGAAACCUUCAAAAGUUUGCACCACGGAGACUACGAUGCCGUUUCUGUCUCGGCCGCCGACGGAGCGCCCAUAGUUGACUCGUUUCUUGUCGAGAGAAUCAUCAACCUGAACUGCUUUGGUUGUCCACGGAGCAGCCUCGGAAAUAUUGCUGAGAAAGACGGCGCGGAGUCCAAAGCCCACACGACCUGCGGAAUAUGGCCCCUGGCCUCUCACAUCAACCAUUCUUGCGUCCACAACUGCAGUCGCUCCUUCAUCGGGGACGUGCAAAUCGUCCGAGCCUCUCGAGACCUAGAGGCGGACACCGAACUGCGUUUCGAAUACCGGAGCCCUCCUGCCCACGAGAGCUACGCGGAAACGCAGAAGAGAUUCAAGCACUGGGGGUUUACUUGCGAUUGUGUCUCGUGCCGGGACAGAAAGUCUACUUCGACGCACACGAGGAACAACCGCAGGAGCCUCACGAUCGAUUUCAAAGCGAUCAUGAACGGCCCUAUGUCGGCCUCGAAGAUCCAGAGAGCCCAAGCAGUGCUCAAGCGACUCGAGAGUACUUUCUCGGUCAAAGAGGGCAGCGAAUAUUUAGAGGCUUGCGACAAAUACUUCUUGAUGGGACAAGUCUUGCUGCAGCAACACGACGCGCUCGAAGGGCUCGAGAUGAUUAUCAGCGGGCUCGAGGCCUACGGGUUUGAACUCACAGCCUGCCCGCCGAGAAAAGAUUCCAGCCGCCCGAAGCUCGAGGUCCGACGCUGGGGGUUUCUGAGCAACCAGACAACCUUUGCCUUCUUGCGAAUGUCCGAGAUCUAUGGCAUACACGCGCCGGAGCUCUCCGCGACCGCCAGACGAUAUGCAGAAAUUUCUCACAGCGUCUUCGUUGGCGAGAGCGACUCGCUCAGCGAUAUUGCCGAGCUGAGCAAUCAGGACGCGGCGAAGUUCUCGCGUGGUAGAUGACCAUAGGAUGCUUUAGUACUAUUUCUCUGUCUAACGGCAAAUCAAGCUUGUAUUAACUAGGUAUCAUUCGUCCCUGAGCUUUGUACGGUAUUAUACGCUAGGAAAUCAGUUAGUCUUAGUUCGUAGCUAGAUUUUCAUGACUGGGCAAGAAAACUCCGAUCAGUUUAUCUUCAUAGAAAAAUCGAAAGUCUUCACUGA
Durotheca rogersii is the source of this 2545-nucleotide messenger RNA. RefSeq names its product TPR domain protein. Bases 95 to 2347 code for a protein of 750 amino acids. The record is from RefSeq and is a predicted model, not a curated record. Gene Ontology annotation, molecular function: protein binding. NCBI's taxonomy places the organism in Eukaryota, Fungi, Ascomycota, Sordariomycetes, Xylariales, Xylariaceae. The transcript is spliced from 3 exons.